Messenger RNA from Neoarthrinium moseri, 666 nucleotides. RefSeq lists its product as uncharacterized. The coding region runs from base 1 to 666 and encodes 221 amino acids. Lineage: Eukaryota; Fungi; Ascomycota; Sordariomycetes; Amphisphaeriales; Apiosporaceae. The record is from RefSeq and is a predicted model, not a curated record. The transcript is spliced from 2 exons.
AUGGCUCCCAACUCAGACCUCCCCAAGAGCUUCGGGCUCCUCGUCUACCCCGGCUUCGAAGCCCUCGAUGCUUUUGGCCCCAUGGAGGUGGUCAAUACCUUGUCCUGCACCCACGACAUGACUCUGGCCGUUAUUGCGGCGACGCGUGACCCGGUGUCGACGCAAAGCAAGGGCGUGCACGCCGUGGGACAGAGUGUGGUCCCCACGCACACCUUUGCCGAUGCCCCGCCUCUUGACGUGCUCUUCAUCCCUGGCGGCUGGGGCGGCUUCAAUACCGGCCCUGAGACGCUCGAGUUCCUCCGCCGCGUCGUCCCAAAGACCGGCCACCUCAUCACCGUCUGCAACGGCUCGGCGGUCGCGGCCCAGGCGGGCCUCCUGGACGGCAAGCGCGCCACGACCAACAAGGCCUUCUGGAAGGAUUGUGUGGCCUACGGCCCCAAGACGGAGUGGGUCGCGCAGGCCCGGUGGGUGCAGGACGGGAACAUCUGGACCUCGUCGGGGGUCAGCGCCGGCAUCGAUGCGGCCCUGGCCUGGGUGGGGUCAAUAUUUGGAGAAGAAAAGGCGACGGACAUUGCGAACAACAUGGAGUUUGUCCGCACUACCUCUUCGACCAGUGACCCCUUUUCAUCCAUGUUCAAGUGUGAAGAUGUCCCUAGACAGUCCUAG